Molecule: messenger RNA, 2111 nt
Organism: Falco peregrinus (peregrine falcon)
Lineage: Eukaryota; Metazoa; Chordata; Aves; Falconiformes; Falconidae
Gene: TCHP
Product: trichoplein keratin filament binding
Biological process (GO): apoptotic process
Cellular component (GO): keratin filament
Source: RefSeq, a predicted model, not a curated record
UGCCAUGGCACCGGGCGGCCGCCGUUGGAACUGGGGGGCCAGCGAUGGCGCUGAGGUGGGCGGCGCGGGGCCGGGCCCCGGAGCAACGGGCGGCCGAGCGGCGGCGGGAGCUGGAGGCGCGGAGCCGGCAGCAGUGGGAGCUGGCCAGCCGCUCCUUCGUCCGGGCCGCCAUUUGCUGCGCCAGGCAGGCGCGGUGGAGCGCGCCGCGUGCCCUCCCGCCCAGCCCGGCGACGGUGCGGCGGGAGGCGGAGGAGGCGGCGGCGCGGCUGGAGCAGCGGCGGGCGCGGCUGCGGCGGCUGCUCGGCGAGGAGCGGGAGGCGCUGGCAGCGGAGCUGCGGGAGCGGCGGGGCGGCGGCCCGGGGUCCGCGGGGAUGCGGCAGCGGUGCGAGGAGCUGCGAGCCAGCCGGGAGGAGCGGAGGAGGACGGUUGCUGAGCAGCUGCUGUACGAGCACUGGAAGAAAAACAACGCUGAGCUCCGUGAGGUGGAGUCGGACCUGCACAGGAAGCAUGUGACAGAGGCUUGGGGUGAGCAGCUAAUCCAAAAAGCCAAGCAAGAAGCAACUGAACUUGAAGAGAAAAAACGUUAUGAAAAUCAAUAUGAACGUGCACGAAGGGAAGCGCUGGAAAGAAUGAGCCAAGAGAAAGAGAAGCGUCGGCUGGAAGAGAAGAAGCAAGCGGAGAUGUUGCUUCAACAAAUAGAAGAACUGAAAUUACAGGAGACAGAGGCAAAAAAGCUGAAAAAAGAGCAAGAGAAUUUAUUAAAGCAGCAGUGGGAGCUGGAGAACUUGGAGGAAGAAAGGAAACAAAUGGAAGAGCGCCAGAAGAAGAAAGAGCUUGGUCGCUUUUUGAGGCAUCAGUGCCAUGCCCAGUUAAAAAGACGAGCUCAGCAGAUACAGGAGGAGCUGGAGAUAGACAGGCAAAUCUUGUUAGCCCUCCUCGAGAAAGAAGAUGAGGAUCAGCACCGCCAGUCUGCGCGACGAGAACGAGCUAUUGCAGAUGUCGCAUGGAUGAAACACGUCAUUGAGGAACAGCUCCAGUUAGAAAAACAGAGGGAAGCAGAGCUACAGACUUUCUUCAGAGAAGAAGCUAAAAAAGUGUGGGAGAAAAGGGAAGAAGAAUGGGGAAGAGAGAAGGCAGCCAGAGACCGCCUGAUGAAUGAGGUCCUUGCAGGCAGACAGCGCCAGCUCCAAGAGAAGAUGGCGUUAAACAGACGAGCCCAAGAAGAGUCUAUAAAGUAUAGAGAGCAGCUGAUUAAAGAACUUGAAGAGGCAAAAGAACUGAUUAGGCGAGAGAAGGAGCAGGAGGAGGAACUGAAGACAGCCUGCAGGCAGGAGUUGGAGGCGCAGAUGACAGAACGCCACCUACAAGAACAGGAGGAGGAGCGGUGCCGGAGGGAGGAGGAAGAAGAGGAGAGAUCAGCCAGGCAGCGCUAUGAGGAGUUAGUGCGGCAGGAGGCCAAGCGCAUGGCUGAGCAAGGCUAUCGCAGCAGGCUCUACAGUUACCCAAAGGCAGCAUGGACCUGAGGAUUCUUGUCCUUUGCACCUGAGGAAGGAGCACUAAAUGCAGUUGCAGACUACAGAAAGAAAACUUUUGAAGAGUCAAGGAACUCUUGAAAUUAAUGGUGGCUUUGGAAUAGUCUACAACAAUGCCAAGACGCAACAGUGCAUUUCUGAAAAUAGUUAGCUGUGGCCCAGCUGAACGCAAGAGCAAAUUUCUACUGGCUGCGAGACCGUGGAGGUAUGAGCAUCCUUGGAGGACUGCAUUGCUUCACUUUCUCCAUGUUCAGGAGUUGUGAUGUAUUUCAGUACAUGCUACGCUGGGGCAACACAGCAAAUACAUGAGACCUUUGGAUCUAAAUCAGGAAAGAAUCUGUGCCUCCUGUGGAACACAAACUAUAAACUGCUCUGCACUGCAUUUGCUACUUAAAUGUCAGCCUCCCACCUCUGAGAAGGUGGCUUUUAGGAGUCAAUCCAUAAUGCACACUGCACUGGAUAGGUGACGUGCUGCAGCAGUAAUUCUUAACAUGUCCAGUUCCUCUCCAUAAGGUGCUGAAGACUUCAUUAAAUGUUGUUUUUCACUUGUUUCAUAAAUAAUAAUUGCAACCUGCACAA